Molecule: messenger RNA, 2809 nt
Organism: Ostrea edulis (European flat oyster)
Lineage: Eukaryota; Metazoa; Mollusca; Bivalvia; Ostreida; Ostreidae
Exons: 5
Coding region: 294-2306 (670 amino acids)
Molecular function (GO): zinc ion binding
Source: RefSeq, a predicted model, not a curated record
GGUUCACUUGGUGUAUGGGUAAGUUAUACUGUAUACAUUCUUUAGUGUUGUUCAUCCUGGAGAGAGAAGGGAACGUCCCAAAAUCACAAAUGUACGUAAAAACGACAUUUCUGUCGACAGUGAUAUAAAAUUUUAUGUGUUGAUGUGAAAUAGGAGGUUAUAAAACGAAUUAUUUUUUCUGAAAUGCCAUACAAUAAUCACCGUACCAUGUAAAGGAAUGCUUAGCAUAUUGCUUCCUGCUUCAUCUACCAACCUGAGCAAAAUAUGUACAAAAAGGAAGGAAUUAAAGGAAAAUGGACAGCUCAUUUCGUUGUGAGGGCUACCUGAAGAAUUUGUGUACUUGCAAAUCUUGCUUCCGAAAAUUGGUGGAGCCUUUCACCUUAGAAUGUGGCGACAUUUUGUGCAGAUACUGUGUGGACAAUUUCGUGACCGAAACUUGUGAUCCUAUCACUUGUCCAGUUUGUGAUCAGAAAAUGCCCGGAAGUAAAGUGACGCCCAACAGUCAUAUUGAGAAGUUGGUUCGAAUACUUGACGAGGCCACCGCCUUGUAUGGCUUCAUUAAAAAACAUCCUUUUUGUGACGAACAUGAAACUGUAUCUGCUACACAUUUCUGCUACAACUGUUCUUAUUCACUCUGUAAGAAUUGUGCAAAAGUUCACGAGCGUUCGACCGCAGCAGAACCUCACGUAUGUACAGAAACAGGAAGUAUUGAUGAAGUCACCAAUGUCUCCGAUGUACUUCUCGUGCGAGGGAAAGAUCUGGAGUUCUGUGACGUACACCCCAAUAGAACCUUAACGCUCUGGUGUUUGGUCUGUGACUGUCCUGUGUGUGAGCAAUGUAGUUUACUGAAACAUAAAGGCCAUACUCACGAGUAUCUAUCCAAGAUUACAGAACAUACGGAGGGCGAAUUAAAUGAAAUUAAAACACAAGCCGAAAAAUACAUACGCGAACAAAUAUUUGAGAAAGAAAAGCUUUUUCAAGAGGAAUCAAUCCUGAAAACUGAACUGGCUCACGGCACAAAUAAGAUAAAUAAAUGGCACAUUGAGGUGUGCAGAGAUCUAGAAAGGAAGAAAGGCUACUUGCUGAACAAUUUCGGAUUGAAAAUGCGAGCACGAGAACAAGAAUUGGGAAAUCAUUCCGUGGAACUUUUCGAGAAACGCUCUUUGCAUUUAAACGCCUUACUAGAAAGGUGUAAACUAAUUGAUUCUAUUCCAUAUUUCGGAAACUCGAUGGAUAUAAUACGUGAACACGCCAGUAUUAAACAUAUGUGGAACCAACUUAAAGUUCCCUGGGCUUAUGAACGACCUGUGGAAGACGUAAAUAUACACUUUAGGCACACUGAGUCAACGCUUAACUGUUUACACGAGACACCUUAUGGAGAGAUUCAGAUUACCCCAAGAAGAAACGAAAUUUUGGAUAAAUCAGCACAAGUAGCCUGUGACGUUCCCUGCCAGUACGAACAAACGAGCUCCUUCGACUCUCGUGUGCGUGUAACCUGUAUGCGUGUUCUGGACAGAGAGACACUAGUCGUGGUCAGUCAUUCGUCGACAAAGUGUAUUCGGUUUUCAUUCGAAGGUAAAAUGAUCUGGGAAUUCCGAGAUAAACUAAUAGGACCAUACGAUGUUAUAUCAGGGAGCAAAAAGAAAGGGUUGUAUCUGUUGGUGUCGGAUCCCGGAGAGUUAUCUAGCGAGACUCCGGGAUUUAUCAGACUUUACAAAGAAAGGAAAAAUUCGGUAUUGUUUGAUAGAAACUGCAUAAAGGACACUUAUCCAAGGGGUCUUGCCAUCCGUGAAAGCACGUUGUUUGUCUGUAAUGUCAAGGACUCCGUAAUAGAAUCUUAUGGUAUAGGACACAAUUUUGAAUGUCGUCUACUGAAAAAAUAUACCUUACGAGAAAAUAUGAAAUCACCAAUAUAUGUAGACCCUGUGUGUGAAGGAAGGUUUGUAGUGACAAGUUUGGAACUGGGGGUUGAUUUAGUUGACAUGAAUGACGACAAUGGUCGUUCCAGUCACGUCGUGGAUUACACGGAAGACUUCAUGCCCUCUAACUGCGUUUGUGGUCAUGGCGAGACUCUCUUUGUGGGAAACAAAAUCUUUCCGCAGUUGAUGGUGAAAAGUUUGAAAGAUAUAAACAAAGAAUUCAUUUCCGAAAUAGAUACUGCACAUGGUCCAAUAACCACAGUGACGUAUGACAAUCAAAAUACAACGAUCUGGGUAGCUUUAAAAGAUGGGACAGUGACACGGUUAUGUAAACAAUGUAGGACGACGAACGAAGAUUCUGUCACUGAUGAUAUGAAAACUGCCUGAACUUAAUUUUAUGUAUUUCUCUCAUAAAGUUGCCAUUGGGAGAAAUAGCUUUUCUUUUUUUAUGAAAUAGAGAAAACAAGACGCCAUAACAAAUCGUAUCAAAUUUCUCGAUGUGCUUGACUAACACCAAAGUGCAAUGCGGCUUUAUAGCAGCAUUUUAGAAACUGGAUGGAAUUUUAAGUAACAUUAUUCCGUCUCCAAUUCUCCCAGGUAAAACUUGCACUGGUAUGUUGACCGAUGUGUUCGUUUAAGAAGUUCCUGAAUGCAACAGUAACGCCGCCAUGGGCCCUGAAUGCUGAUAUUGGUAUGUGUGACCCACUGGGUAUUGCGAAUUCAUGUUGGAUCGCAUUAGUGUCUCUAGUACUUCAUACUCACAGCCUUCACAAUUCAUUGUCAUUGGAUCAAGUUCGUAAACUCCAACUCCUGAAAUCUGGAAUAAGAUUAAAUCUCUAGCAUCACGUUUAAAGUAGUAAAGAAGAAUGUAUUUUCUUUUCAAAAUUGCA